AUGGCUAUGAGAACUGCAUCAGAUUCACCUCUCCUAGAUCAAUAUAGAACAUUAUUACGUGGAGAAAUUCAGGUGAAUCGGUGCAAUGAUCACCUCUGUGAAGUAAUAGGAGAAUGUGAACUCCCCUUAAUUGAUCUUAGUGGUCUGAGGAGUUGCCAUGGUGAUGAUAAGAAGGCUUGUGUUGCAGCAAUAACAAGGGCAUCAUCCGAGUUGGGGUUUUUCCAGGUGAUGAACCAUGGAAUUAGUGGUGAGUUUCUUGGGGAUAUGAGAAGAGAACAGGUGAAGGUGUUUCAAACCCCCAUUGAUAGGAAUGCUAGUUGUGGAUUUCUAAAUGAUUCAUAUAGAUGGGGGAGUCCUACUGCUACUUCUGUAAAAAAUUUCUCAUGGUCUGAAGCUUUCCAUAUUCCUCUCACCAAGAUUUCAGAUGAGACUUGUUAUGGAGAUCAGUUCGGUACUCUAAGGGAAGUGUUGGAGAAGUUGGCAGCAGAGAUGUCGAAACUAGCUCAAUUACUUGCUGGAGUUCUAGCAAAGAAUUUGGGUUCAAAAGGGCUGCUUCUUGAAGAAAUUUGCAAUGAAAAUACUUGCUUUCUUCGCCUGAAUCGCUACCCAAAGUGCCCGAUCUCGCCGGAGAUUUUCGGUUUAGUGCCUCACACUGACAGUGAUUUCCUCACAAUCCUUUGUCAGGAUCAAGUUGGUGGAUUGCAACUCAUGAAAGAUUCUAAAUGGGUCGCUGUAAAACCCAAUCAAGAUGCUCUUAUCGUCAACAUUGGAGAUCUUUUCCAGGCUUGGAGCAACAAUGAAUAUAAGAGCGUGGAGCACAGGGUGAUGACUAAUGGGAGAGUGGAAAGAUACUCAAUAGCCUAUUUACUUUGCCCAUCUUAUGAUUCCUUUAUUGGGUGUUGCAUAGAACCUUCCAUAUAUAGAAAGUUUACUUUUGGAGAAUACAGAAGACAGGUUCAAGAAGAUGUGAGACAAACCGGCCACAAAGUGGGCCUUCCAAAAUUUCUCCUCUAG
Macadamia integrifolia is the source of this 1014-nucleotide messenger RNA. Its product is annotated as gibberellin 2-beta-dioxygenase 6-like. Gene Ontology annotation, molecular function: dioxygenase activity. Bases 1 to 1014 code for a protein of 337 amino acids. The transcript has 3 exons. Lineage: Eukaryota; Viridiplantae; Streptophyta; Magnoliopsida; Proteales; Proteaceae. The record is from RefSeq and is a predicted model, not a curated record.